UUUUGUACUUAUCAAAUCAUAAAUCUGAAGUAAUAAUGCUGUAAUAAAAUCACAAAUGAGUCAUCUUCGUUGGAAAUACCAGAUUAUUGACCUCGCUUUAAUUUCUAAUGAAAUAUGAUUAACGUAACAACGUGUAUUCACAGAUCCCUCAUUAGUAAUAAUCUGUUCAGGAAAUUCUGCAAUAGAUGAUGAUCUAUAACUAUUAUUAUUAUGCAUAAGUGUAGCAGAUGACAAUGAUGAAUAUAAUUGUAAAAGGAAGUAAUUUAUUUAUAGGAUUGUAAUGUCACACUUUAUAAAUAGUAUGUACUCAUUAUUAUGAGGAAAAAACUCUCGUUAGAGACUUUUGACACGCUUGGGUAUUUCAUUUAAUGUAUUUUUUUCAAAAUGAUAACAAAAGAAAAUAUGAAUAUAGGGCGCAUAAUGCGUAUAAUACAUUGUAUAUAUAAAUCUGAAUGGGAGCGCAAAAGUUAGUUUUUCUAUCGUUCGUUGUAUCGAUAAGUUCCGACACAGUUUACCUAUUUCUUUUCUCUAUCUGCAAAAUGUAUAACUUUUUUUAUAUAUUAACGAUUAUGUGCUUUAUACAAAAAUACGCUAAAGCACAAACUAAUACAAUUGUUUUUGAUGGUACUACGACUGCUAAUACUGUAGCACCAACUAGUACUACAUCUGCAGGAUGUAGAUGUGUACCUGCAGGCACUUGUGAUGUUGGUGGUAGUAAUGGUAUUGACAUAAGAAUUGUAAACACGGGUGUAACUUGUUCAGCAGGCUUAAUAUAUUGUUGUACAUCAGGAAAUAUAAUUGAUACUAGUUGUGGAAUAAGAAAAAUAACUCCUACUGCUCAACCGGAAGGAGUUGCUAGUUACGGAGAAUAUCCUUGGCAAGCAGCACUUUUAACAUCAAGUAAUUCAUAUAUUGGAUCAGGAGCUCUUAUUAAUGCCAAUCAUGUUCUUACUGUGGCACAUAAAGUAACUCCUUACUUGACUGGGGGUCUUAAAAUAAGAUUAGGUGAAUGGAAUGGACAAAGUUCGUCAGAAACUUAUCCUUAUAGAGAAUACAAUGCACAAAAAAUAUUUGUACAUCCAUCUUAUGACUCAAAGAAUCUUCAGAAUGAUAUAGCAGUUAUUAGAUUAAGCUCGUCUGUACCUAUUGCAAGUAGUCCAAAUAUUAAUACUGUAUGUCUUCCUACUUCAGUACCAGCUGCACAAACAAGAUGUUGGGUAUCAGGUUGGGGAAAAAAUGCAUUUGGUAAUAGUGGUAGUUAUCAGAAUACACUCAAAGAAGUUGAUGUUCCCUUAGUAAAUCAAAAUAAUUGUGAAACUUCUCUUCGUACUACAAAAGUAGGACAGUUCUUUACCCUCGACAGAAAUAGCUUUAUAUGUGCAGGAGGAGAAUCAGGAAAAGAUGCGUGCACGGGAGAUGGAGGUGCACCAUUGGUGUGUCAGUCAGGUAAUCAGUGGCAGAUUAUUGGAAUGGUAACAUGGGGUAUUGGUUGUGCCACUAAUGGAAUUCCAGGUGUAUACGUCAAUGUGAUUAAUUAUAUUUCGUGGAUAAAUGAAAAAUUGACUCAGUCAUAAACCACAGUUUAAUCAAAUUAUCGACCUCAGAGAAUACCGACGUUACCUCACAUGAUUAAAAAACAACAAUGUUUCUUUAUUUAUUAGUAGAUGGCGUAUAACUUGAUGUCCACAAUGUGCUGCCAUCUUUGUAUCUUGAUGGAACUAAAUAGUUAAAAAACAUUAAUUAAAACGAUCAUAUGUUUUCUGUCAAUUUUUAUAAAUGACCAUAUGUUUUCUGUCAAUUGUUUAUGUGUUUUGCGUGAGUCAUUUAUAAAUGAUUAUAUUUUUA
Messenger RNA from Vespa crabro (European hornet), 1845 nucleotides. Its product is annotated as phenoloxidase-activating factor 2-like. The transcript has 7 exons. Gene Ontology annotation, biological process: proteolysis. Gene Ontology annotation, molecular function: serine-type endopeptidase activity. The record is from RefSeq and is a predicted model, not a curated record. The coding region runs from base 453 to 1574 and encodes 373 amino acids. NCBI's taxonomy places the organism in Eukaryota, Metazoa, Arthropoda, Insecta, Hymenoptera, Vespidae.